CAGCAGGAUAAUACCUUGGAUUAGAGCAGAGAAGACGAUCAUACGUACAUUUAGAAAUGUAAUAUUAGAAAAAGAAAAACACUGACGCAAAUAUAAUCAAUGAAAUAACCAAUAGCGAAACAGAGUUAUGUCGCCAGUGUGUAGCCUAUGGCAAUCCGUCUCUGUAUCCUAGCAACAACCGAUGUGUUGUUCAUUAGCAUAGUUAGCGAGCUCUAGCUGCUGUUGGGCUACAUACGCGGUUUUUCAGGAUAUUUCUAUUCAAUACGGCUAUUAACUGGCUCUCUAUUUCUGCAAACAAACUGAUCUGUUAACCAGAUGGAGAACGUGCAUCUUGUCCCAGAGGAAGAGGAGGAUGAUUUGUACACUGGCUACAAUGAUUACAAUCCGACUUUUGACGGAGAGGACCUUCACAAUGAUGAGGGCUUUCAGCAGGCAGUCAGGACUAGUCAUGGCAGAAGACCACCAAUGACCGCAAAAUAUCCUGGCACUGCGAUUGGAGUGCGACCGCUUGGAACAGCUUAUGGGUCUCGGAUGCCUGUUGGCACUGCUAUGGGAAGGCCUAUGACUGGAGCUGUUCAGGAUGGUGCAGCUCGUCCCAUGACUGCUGUGCGAGCAGCAGGAUAUUCGUCAUCUAUAGCUAGAGGCUCGGUGUUUGAUCCACUGGGACAAUCAAAAGGACCGGCCCCUCCUUUAGAAACAAGGAAUGAAGACACUCCAGAGGAGAAGAUAAAGAUCCUCGAAAAGAAGGUGAAUGACUUGAUAGAGGAGAGCUGUCUCGCUCAUGCUCGUGGGGAUCUUCAGCUGUCUUUAGAGAAAGCCAAGGAGGCUGGCAGGAAGGAAAGGGCUUUGGUGAGACAGAGAGAACAAACAGGCACUGCAGACCACAUCAAUCUGGAUCUGACCUACUCCGUGUUGUUUAAUUUAGCAAACCAAUAUGCCAAUAAUGACAUGUACACCGAGGCCUUGAACACUUACCAAGUCAUUGUGAAGAACAAAAUGUUUAGUAAUGCCGGACGACUGAAAGUGAACAUGGCCAAUAUCUAUUUCAAGCAAAAGAACUACACAAAGGCAAUCAAAUUUUACCGCAUGGCUUUGGAUCAGAUCUCAAAUGCCCACAGUGCAAUGAGGAUCAAGAUCAUGCAGAACAUCGGAGUUGUGUUCAUACAUAUGGGCCAGUACUCCGAUGCCAUCACAUCCUUUGAGUACAUCAUGAGUGAGAGCCCCAACAUAAAGACAGGCUUCAAUCUCAUCCUAUGUUACUAUGCCAUUGGAGACCGUGAGAGGAUGAAAAAAGCUUUUCAGAAACUCAUUUGUGUGCCUCUCGGUACUGAUGAUGAUGACAAGUAUAUUCCUCCAAAUGAUGACCCUCAUGGAAACAUGGUGAUUGAGGCUAUAAAGAACGAUAAGCUUCACCAAAUGGAAAGGGAGAGGAAAGCACUAGCAGAAAAAUACAUUAUGACCUCAGCCAAGCUUAUCGCUCCAGCCAUUGAGUCGUCAUUUGCAGCUGGGUUUGACUGGUGUGUGGACAUGGUGAAAGGUUCACAAUACGUGGAGCUUGCCAAUGACUUGGAGAUCAAUAAAGCUAUUACAUACUUAAGACAGAGGGACUUCAGACAGGCUGUUGAGACACUAAAGAUGUUUGAGAAGAAGGACAGUCGAGUAAAAAGCGCUGCUGCCACUAAUCUUUCUUUUCUGUACUUUUUGGAAAAGGAUUAUGAUCAGGCUGACCGCUAUGCUGAACUUGCCAUGAGUGCUGACCGCUACAACCCCGCUGCCCUCGUAAACAAAGGCAACACAGAAUUUGUGAAGGAGGACUAUGAGAAAGCAGCAGAGUUUUAUAAGGAGGCUCUUCAUAAUGACUCAUCCUGCACUGAAGCUCUCUAUAACUUAGGUUUGAGCUAUAAGAGGCUGGGUAGACUGGAGGAAGCCCUGGACUGCUUCCUCAAACUGCACGCUAUCCUCAGAAACAGUGCUCAGGUCAUGUACCAGCUGGCUAAUCUAUAUGAGAUGUUGGAGGACCCUCAUCAGGCCAUUGAAUGGCUGAUGCAGCUCACAAGUGUGACCCCCACAGAUGCUCAGGUGUUGGCAAAACUGGGAGACCUUUAUGAUAAUGAAGGAGACAAGUCUCAGGCCUUCCAGUACUAUUAUGAGUCAUAUAGGUAUUUUCCCUCAAACAUUAGUGUCAUUGAAUGGCUGGGAGCAUAUUACAUUGACACCCAGUUCUGUGAAAAAGCUAUUCAGUACUUUGAGAGAGCUACCCUCAUUCAACCGACACAGGUGAAGUGGCAGCUGAUGGUGGCUAGCUGUUACAGGAGAAGUGGGAAUUAUCAGAAGGCACUUGAGACCUACAAGGACAUUCAUCGGAAAUUUCCUGAAAAUGUUGAAUGUCUACGCUUCCUAGUCAGGCUGUGCACAGAUAUGGGACUAAAAGAGGUGCAGGAUUAUGCCACCAAACUCAAGAAAGUUGAAAAAAUGAAGGAGAUCAGAGAGCAGAGGGUGAGAUCUGGCAGGGACAGCAGUGCUCGAGGCCGCAGGGAAGGCAGUGCUGGCAGUGGAAAUACUUCACAUCUUACACGCACUCUCCCUAAGAAACCCAGUGAUGUGGAAGUCUUGUUAGGUGAUGUCCAGUUAUCAGGUUCAGGCAGUGCCGGGUUCAAAGGUCAUGUAGCACACUCAUUUUUUAAACAAGUGACUGUUUUCCGCCUCUUACUGCAUCUCACUGCUCUCUUCUUCCAACACUUUUUUUUCACGUCUUCUGAAACAUUAGGAUGCGACUCAAACCCCAAGAAGCCCAGUGGGAGCAGCUCAAGCCCCAUCAAUACCCCUCCUCUGAGAGCCAGUGUUUCUCGCUCAGAAGCUAAGUAUAGUCCUGUGCUGGAGCAGGGCAGAGACAGUGGACAGAGCAACCAUGGCACCAGUGCAAAGGGUGAGAGAAUUAGCGCUAAACUGAAAACUCUUCCAGGGUCCAAUGAGCCAUACGAGGCCAGCACUCAGCAGGAAAUAGAUGCUUCUUAUGUUGAUCCUUUGGGGCCUCAAAUGCAGAGACCAAAAACUGCAGCAAAGAAACGCACUGAGGAAGAUGAGUUUGCUGAUGAAGAGCUGGGAGAUGACUUACUGCCUGAGUGAUGUGUGCAACAGUUAUCAAUUCAGUAGAAAAUCUGAUAUAUGUCAAGGCACUACAUUUUUCUGAAUUUUAUAGUACUGUAUUUUUAGUAGUACUAAAAAUAACAGUUAUUCAUGCAGAGGUAUUUUAUAUCUCAUUUCAUUAUGGUUUACUGUAAUUUUUAAUAGUCGUGCAUCUUGUGCAUAUAUAUGUAUAAUUACAUUUUGGAAAAAAUACAGCUUAUCCAAAUUUAUUUUAAUUAUUUUGUGAAUUUAUUUGUAAAGAUAUAAACUUUUGCAUGACCUGCAUAAAGUGAAGCUAAAGACAUUGUAAGAGAAAUAUUAAAGCACAGCAUAUGACUUUAA
Molecule: messenger RNA, 3468 nt
Organism: Carassius gibelio (silver crucian carp)
Lineage: Eukaryota; Metazoa; Chordata; Actinopteri; Cypriniformes; Cyprinidae
Product: intraflagellar transport protein 88 homolog
Exons: 30
Coding region: 316-3126 (936 amino acids)
Biological process (GO): non-motile cilium assembly; inner ear receptor cell stereocilium organization; kidney development
Cellular component (GO): non-motile cilium; ciliary basal body; ciliary base
Molecular function (GO): kinesin binding
Source: RefSeq, a predicted model, not a curated record